UUCGGGAAUACUUCGCCAUGUCCACGAACAGCUCUACCAUCUGUGCAUACCCUGCGAGCUCCGCCUCAUCGUGCAGCUCGCUGCCCCUUUGAGCUAGUGCCAAUCGUACCUCGGUACAACGAUAGGUAUCGAAAAUGCCAUCGUCGGGCACCGAGGCAGCUCCGCAACGCCCAGCUUGCCCGCGACCGAAAUACAUGUCUUCUGAUGACAUUGAGCUGCUUUUCGUAGACAUCAUCAACGUCUCCAUCCAGGUGGCAUUUCUAGUCUGAUAAUUACUACAAAGUUGCUUUGUACAUCCACCAUGUCAGCACAAGCAGAUGUCAACCUCACCGACUUCUCGUCCAUCUUUCGACUCGAUGGCAAGGUCGCGGUGGUCAGCGGAGGAUCGCGCGGACUUGGUCUUCAUGCAGCAUCGGGCCUUCUUCAGUCAGGCUGCUCCAAGGUCUUCAUCACAAGCCGCAAAGCGAGCGCAUGUGAGGAAGCUGUCGCAGCGCUCAAUGCGCUUCCCAACCUCGCGCCGGGCGCAAAAGCUAUCUCCAUCCCAGCCGAUUCCUCCAAACUAUCCGAGAUCGAAAGACUUGUAGCAGAGGUGAAGAAACACACAGACCACGUGGACAUCCUUUUUGCCAACGCAGGUGCAACUUGGGGAUCUGAAUUUGAAAAAGUGGACGAGAAGAAUGGGUGGGACAAGAUUAUGGACCUGAACGUCAAGGGUGUCUUCUUCACAAUCCAGAAGUUCACACCCCUUCUCACUGCAAAAUCGUCCAAAGAAGACCCCUCCCGUGUCAUAGUGACCGGCAGCGUCGCCGGCCUGGGCAUUGGCUCAGUUGGCAAAGUUGGCGCAUACUCCUACGCCACGUCCAAAGCUGCCGUCCUCCACCUCGCCCGCAACCUUGCCAUUGAGCUAGGCCCCCGACAUGUUCUGGUGAACAGCAUUGCACCUGGCUUCUUUAUGUCGAAGAUGGCGAAGGAUAUAAUGAAUCAGCAGGGCGGUGAAGAAGCGUUGGGCAAGGAAAGCCCGAAUGGCCGCGUGGGCAGGCCGGAAGAUAUCGCGGCGACCGUGGUAUAUUUGAGUAGUCGCGCAGGCGCGCAUGUCAAUGGAGAAACAGUGAGAUUGGAUGGAGGCAAGUUGUUGGGGGGCUACAGGCUGGAGAGGCUUGAGAAGCUGUAAAAUGCUCUAACAACUAGAUAUGUACAACUACCUGUUUUCCCA
This is a messenger RNA of Didymella exigua CBS 183.55, 1213 nucleotides long. RefSeq names its product bile acid 7-dehydroxylase 1/3. The record is from RefSeq and is a predicted model, not a curated record. Gene Ontology annotation, molecular function: oxidoreductase activity. Lineage: Eukaryota; Fungi; Ascomycota; Dothideomycetes; Pleosporales; Didymellaceae. The transcript is spliced from 2 exons. The coding region runs from base 302 to 1171 and encodes 289 amino acids.